UACCUGCUGCUCUACUUUUACGGAACUCCGUUGAAACGUUCCAUGGCGUCAUAGUCGUUCAAGUCGUGAGAAAUGUGACAUUUAGGAUCACCAGAAGAUAAUCGGAAAGUUUUUGAGCGUGAUUCAAAAGUGUUGUGAACGAAAAGAUUUAUGUGACAAAUAUUCCGGUGCCAAACGGGUCUCGGCAAAGCUUUGACGAACGUCCAAACUAACUCCGCUGCGCGGACAGAGUGAACUGCUCGAAUAACAAGCUGUUAUGACAGAAGGCGAUCUCUUUUGAUUUGGCCUAAUUUGUAUUUGUUUCAUCUGAUUUAUCGACUUUCUCCCAAGAAAUACUCGCUCGUAAACAACGAGAAUGGGCAGCAAUCAUCUCUACAGCCUAUCGUGGGGUGAGUUCGGUAGCUCUUUGGCAUCGGCGGCCCAGUUAUUACGAGGUCACGGCGAGCUUGUUGACGUCACUUUAGCUGCAGGUGGACGAAGCUUCGCUGCUCAUAAAAUUGUACUCUGUGCCGCCAGUCCCUUUCUCCUUGAUUUGCUUAAGAGCACUCCGUGUCAACAUCCAGUCAUAAUGCUUGCUGGAAUUGGAGCCGAUGACUUGGAGUCUCUAUUAGAAUUUGUAUACAGAGGUGAAAUCAGCGUCGAACCCUCUCAACUUCCGUCUCUUCUUCAGGCGGCUCACUGUCUAAAUAUUCAUGGACUAACACCACCCACUGUCCUCACCGAAAAUGGCGAGGAAAUUCCUCUGUCAGCUAUCCCAGCAGCCAGUGAGGCCUUGGCUCGUGAUGUUAUCAACUCCUACCUACCGCUGAGGCGGAGAAAAAGACGAACGAAAUCGUCUUCUUCGUCGUGCAAGUGGCCUAGGACUGAAGACAAUCACGACACUGAAAACAGACCGCUCGAAGGACACAAUCAGGAUAGCAGAACGACUAUGGAAUAUGAACGUAGUAAACAUGACGAGAGUGGCGGCAACCAUGGUGAUGAGACAGUUAACGAUCGUUCGGAAUAUUCUAACCAUCAUGGGUCUCGUUCACCUCAACCGCAUCAUUCGACGCCUAUAUCCUGUGAAGAUUCUCAAGGGACAGCAAACCAAGAUCUGCCGGAUUCUGAGCCACACCUUCACACCUUGAUGCCGAUGCAGCAGUACUCGCCGUUGCACAUACCGUCUUUUCCAAACUCUUUAAAUAUCGGCUUACCUCCUAGCGUACCGAUUCCAAUCAACUCCUCAACCUCUGGUUGUACUUCUGUGAAUGCCAUGAUGCUUGGAGCCUCAAAAAUACGAGGUGCAUCAGAUUGCCCGGGUGUUUGUCCUUUGUGCGGAGCAACGUUGCGCCAAGCCAGAAAUUUACGACGACACCUACUUUCAUCGUGCAAAUACCGUUUUAAUGCCAAUUCUAGCCAGCACAGCUCCUCCGAUCCAAUGAUUAUUGAGAUUAAACCCGAGGUUGAGAUCCCUGGUUACACUGGGCAGUCCGUCAACUACGGAACUGAUAGUGGAAGCAGUGGUUGCGAACAAAUUGAGUGCAAACCGAGCCCUUUACCAUCUUCAUCGCCACAUGGUUCUCUUGUAUCCCCGCAUGGAUCAAACAUGGUUUCACCACGAAGUAAUAUUUCAUCGCCAACGAUCGCUAGAUGAAAAAGAAGUUAGCGAUUAAAGCGAAAGCGAAUCAAAGCGUACAGCAGAGACUAAACUUGUUUAAUUAUAAUAAAAUAUUACUGUUUUAUAUCAUUAUUAAAUUCGGUACUUACUGAAAAAAUGGGGCUCAGAGUUAACAACUCUUAUUGUUGAUCAAAUUCUUCCAUUUAAUUUCGACCACAUGACAUAUUAAUAUUAGUAAUUAGUUUUUAGAAUAAUAUUUAGAGUGAGCUUUAGUUUUUAAAUACUGCCCAAUCGUAAUACAAUCCUGCACUGAUUCCAAAUUGUAUAAACGGUAACGGGGCUAUAAUUUUUGAAUCUUUUUUUUAAAACUUGCUUACCGUAAGAGAUAUAUUUUAAUACUCAUUUCUGAUUUGUUCAUUCGCAUGUAGUUGAUUCUAAGUGACUUCCAUCUCGAAAUUCUACAUGGCUGCUGAUUAUUGGGGAGUAAAUAUUAUUAUUUUUUUUUCUUGCAAUCAUUGAUUUAUUUAAAUAUUUCUAUUUUUUACUUGAGUUUACAAUCCUUUGCUAGAAUUAGGUACUAUUUUUCUCACGCAUUUCAUUGAUCUCCAAAUUUGUCAUUCAAUAUAAUGAAACAAUUAAUGAGCUCAACGAUCAUAAAUAGAAGGGAAACAGUAAUUAAAUACAUAUUUGUAUUUAUAUAAUGAUUUGUGUCUUCGAAGAAAAUACAGACGGAUAUUACUCUAUAGGAUACGAGAGCAAUUUUAAGAAAUGUACAUUGUAUUGCUAAUCUCAUAAAAAUUUGUAAAUAAAAUUCCUAUGAACAUGAAACAACGACGAGUAA
This is a messenger RNA of Diprion similis, 2438 nucleotides long. Its product is annotated as broad-complex core protein isoforms 1/2/3/4/5-like. Gene Ontology annotation, biological process: regulation of transcription by RNA polymerase II. The transcript has 5 exons. Gene Ontology annotation, molecular function: protein binding. The record is from RefSeq and is a predicted model, not a curated record. NCBI's taxonomy places the organism in Eukaryota, Metazoa, Arthropoda, Insecta, Hymenoptera, Diprionidae. Gene Ontology annotation, cellular component: nucleus. Bases 356 to 1633 code for a protein of 425 amino acids.